AUGUCAAGAAACGAAGAAAGUUCUCCUCUUCUGAAGAGGACACAGUCGGUCGAGGAAGGACCAGUUAGACGAACGUUUUUACAAGUCCUUUCGAACGUGACGGUUGAGCCGGCUCUCCUGCUCUUCUCCUGUGGUCAUGUCAUCGACUCUAUCUACAUUCCCCAGAUUCAGAUCGACAAAUUUGUCUCCCGAUGGGCCUCAAACUUCAGCACUGAUCUGCGAGAUCUCGAUAGUGGUAGGUUCGACGAGGAAGAAGACGCAGUGCAAAAAAUUGCCUCGCGGUUUAAUGUCUACCAGCACUGGGUCGAGUAUUUACCAGCGCUUGUCUCGAUGCUUCUCCUGGGCGCCUGGGGAGACACACGCGAUCGAAAGCUUCCUGUAAUUGCUUCCUUCGUUGGGUGUCUUCUAUCGUCUCUCAUCCUCCUGGCCAGCGUCUACUGGUGGUUCCUACCAGCUUCCCUCACGUACCUCGCCUUCAUCCCCUUGGGCGUCAUGGGGAGUAAUCUCGGAGUGUACAUGAGCAUCAGCGCGUACCUCAGUGGCAUCUCCGGCACGAGGUCUCGGACCCUCCGCCUCUCUGUCGUCGAGACUCUCAAGUACGGGACUUACCCGCUUGGCAUCUACACCGCCUUGGCCGUCUUCGAGCACGGAGGUUACGUGGCGGUAUACGCGUUCCAGGCGAGUCUCUUCGCAGUUGCAGUCGUGUACCUCAUCGUAAGGCUCGAGAAUCAGCGGCCGACGGCGGUUCAGCGGGACCCGUCGAGGCCGCUGAGCGAGGAUCUGUCGCCUUCGAAGUUAAAGCGCUCGCUGGCGCUGGUGUGGCGGGAGCGCGAGGACGGCGGCCGCGCGCAGAUCCUCGGAUACACAGCCAUCAUCUGCAUCUUUACCUUUGACGUCGGCGUGAAGAACAUCUAUUACUUGUACACGCAGAGGAGGUUUACGUGGGAAGAGCAGAGUUUCAGUGUCUGGAUUUCCGUCGACUACAUGUUCCACGGCCUCGGCUCGUUAGUAGUACUGCCAGUUCUCAGUUAUUACCUUAGAGUGCAAGACAGUCUUAUCGUAUUCGUGGGAGGGAUUUCUGCCAUGUUCUACCUCGUGCUCAUCGGAACGGCGCCCCAACCCUGGGUCCUCUAUCUUGCUUCCGGGACUUCUAUGUUCAUGCUGAUGGUGACGUCUGCAGCCAAAGGAAAAAUCUCCAAGUUGGUGGACGGCGAUGAGUUAGGAACCGUGUUCGGCAUGGUGUCCGUAGUCAACGCACUCAUGCCGCUGCUCGCCACGCCGGUGUAUAGCCUCGUGUACAACGCCACCGUGGAUGUGUUCCCCGGCACUGUGUUCGUCCUCCUGGCGGCGCUUUGUGCUGUUAUCUGCUGCUUGGCCGUAUGGUUGUACACACGAUUCGAUCAGCAAGUCAUUCCAGCGACUACAGAGGUUUUGGACCAGCAACCAGGAUGACCGCAUGGAAAUAUAUUGAAUAUUCUGUUAUUCUAAUAUAAUUACUCUGAUAAUCUUCAUGUGCUUUCUUAGGGAUGUGAAUGUUUGUAUUUAUUAUUAGUUAAGUGAGAAUAUACUGUAUCCUUUUGGAUGAUAUAAGUUUA
Penaeus monodon (black tiger shrimp) is the source of this 1595-nucleotide messenger RNA. Its product is annotated as solute carrier family 46 member 3-like. Gene Ontology annotation, cellular component: membrane. Lineage: Eukaryota; Metazoa; Arthropoda; Malacostraca; Decapoda; Penaeidae. The record is from RefSeq and is a predicted model, not a curated record. Gene Ontology annotation, biological process: transmembrane transport. Gene Ontology annotation, molecular function: transmembrane transporter activity.